AUUACUCUCAAAUUGAAGGUUCGAGAAAUAUUAACUGAGCAAGAAUGGCAAAGAAGGAAAAUGCAGAUGAGAAUAUCAGAAGAGGAAGGUAGAUUGAAGAAGGACGAAGAAGAACAAAAGGAGAUGUGGAAGAGAAAACGUGAACAUGAGGAGCAGUGGGAAGGAACGAGAGAACGAGGGUUAGCUUCAAGCUGGAGAGAUUUCAUGAAGACAGGGAAAAAGGUGAGACCAUAUACUGAUUUCAGGUUUGCUAUAAUUGCCUUUUCUAUUUAA
This is a messenger RNA of Manihot esculenta (cassava), 273 nucleotides long. RefSeq lists its product as uncharacterized. Lineage: Eukaryota; Viridiplantae; Streptophyta; Magnoliopsida; Malpighiales; Euphorbiaceae. The annotation marks the transcript as partial. The record is from RefSeq and is a predicted model, not a curated record. The transcript has 3 exons.